CAGACGUGAGUGGCUUCUGUGAUACUGAACAAUCGACAGCAGUUUGUAUUCCAGUCUGUUUUUUUCGUUUAAUUGUUUUGGUGUGUUACAGGAAUUUGAUUGUGCUUUAAUGUUCACGUGUUGCGUGCAACAUCCCGAUCUAACAUCAUGCUACCUGGCAAAAGCUUAACAUUUCCAACUCUGACUGUGCGCUUAUGUUUUGUUGUUCUCGCUGCGCGUAUGUCUUAUGGAGACGUGAGCUAUUCUUUUCCGGAGGAGAUGAAACGUGGAUCUGUAAUUGGAAAUAUAGUCCAGGAUCUGGGGUUGGAUGUUUACAGACUGUUGACUAGUAAGGCCCGUCUUGAUGGAGAAGGUAACCAACAACGGUUCUGCGACCUUAACUUGAAUACUGGAGAAUUGACUGUAGCAGAAAGGAUUGACCGAGAGGGGCUUUGUGGAAACAAAGCGUCGUGCGUAAUAAAACGAGAGCUUGUUCUGGAACAUCCUUUGCAACUGCAUAGCGUAGUUCUUAAUAUUCAAGAUAUCAAUGACAACUCGCCUGUAUUUGCAAAUGAUGUGAUCAGGUUAGAAAUCAGGGAGUCAGCAGAUAAAGGUGCUACGUUUCCAUUAGAUCCUGCUCAUGAUGCAGAUAUUGGGCAAAAUUCAGUACAGACCUACAUACUACAGCGAAACGACCAUUUUAUUUUAAAUGUUAAUACAAAUGCAUACGGACUAAAGUACAGCGAAUUGGUUUUAGACAAGGAGUUAGAUCGUGAGAAGGAAAAUGAGAUCAAAUUAAUUCUCUCUGCUGUAGACGGUGGGACUCCACCGAAAUCAGGUACUGUAGCCAUUCAUGUCAAUAUUCUGGAUGCUAAUGAUAAUGCUCCAGUGUUCAGUCAGUCUGUUUAUAAAGUGACUCUGUCUGAAAAUGCGCCAUUAGAUACUGUGGUGGUUACUGUGAGCGCUACAGAUGCAGACGACGGGGCAAAUGGUGAAGUAAUGUAUGCUUUUGGUCACAUAUCACCGAAAAAUAAAGAAAUAUUUUCAUUGAAUGCAAAAUCAGGAGACAUAAUUCUUAUCGGCACAAUAGAUUUCGAAGAAGAAACAACAUUUGAACUCCAAAUACAAGCUAAAGAUGGACCAGGUUUAGCAUCAUAUUCUAAAGUAGUUAUCGAUGUGACUGACAUUAAUGACAACGCACCUGUGAUACUUCUCAAAUCUCUAAACAGCCCAAUACCUGAGAAUGCUCUACCAGGUACAGAGGUGGGCAUCAUUAAUGUGCAGGACAGAGACUCUGAGAAAAAUAGACAAGUUUACUGCUCCAUUCAGCAAAACAUUCCUUUUAAACUCGUUCCAUCUAUUAAGAACUAUUUUUCUCUGGUUACAACAGAUGCAUUAGAUCGAGAAAUAAUGUCUGAUUACAACAUUACAAUCAUUGCUAUUGAUGAAGGCUCUCCACCUUUAUCAUCCGCUAAAACUAUUCACCUUUUAGUAGCUGAUGUAAAUGAUAAUCCACCUGUAUUUGCGGAGCAGUUUUACAGCGCUCAUGUGAAAGAAAAUAACAAACCAGGCUCCUCUGUUUGUACAAUAGCAGCAUCAGACCCAGACUGGAGACAGAAUGGUACUGUAGUUUAUUCUCUUUUACCCUCUGAUGUUAAUGGUUCACCCGUUUCGUCUCUUUUAUCCAUUAAUGGAGACACGGGUGUUAUCCAUGCAGUGAGAUCUUUUGAUUAUGAGCAGUUUAAAAGUUUUAGAUUUCUAGUCUUAGCCAGGGACAACGGUUCUCCUCCACUUAGCACUAACAUGACUGUGAGUGUUUUCAUAAUUGAUGAGAAUGAUAAUUUCCCACAAAUAUUAUACCCCUCUCUGGAAGGAAACUCUUUUAUGACUGAGAUGGUGCCCAAAGCUGCCCAAUCAGGCUCUCUGGUAUCCAAGGUAAUCGCAGUGGAUGCAGACUCUGGUCAGAACGCGUGGCUCUCUUACCAUGUAGUGAAGUCCACUGAUCCCGGACUUUUCACUAUUGGUGAACACAGUGGAGAAAUAAGACUUCAAAAGGACGUUUCUGAGUCCAUUAAUAUGAAGCAGAAUCUUAUUGUUUCUGUGAAAGAUAAUGGAGAGCCUGCGCUCUCUGCCACAUGUUCACUAUAUUUACUCAUUUCUGAUAACUUGGCUGAAGUACCAGAACUGAAAGACAUGUCUUAUGAUGAGAGCAGCUCCAAACUCACUUUUUAUUUGAUCAUCGCGCUGGUGUCCGUCUCCACUUUCUUCCUCACCUUCAUCAUUAUCAUACUGGCCGUGAGGUUUUGUCACAGGAGGAAGCCCAGACUGUUGUUUGAUGGAGCUGUGGCCAUUCCCAGCGCGUACCUCCCUCCAAAUUACGCAGAGGUGGAUGGAGCGGGAACUCUCCGAAGCACCUACAAUUAUGAUGCAUAUCUGACCACAGGAUCACGAACCAGUGAUUUCAAAUUCGUCUCAUCUUACAAUGACGGAACUCUGCCUGCUGAUCUGACGCUGAAGAAAGGUAAAUCUGUCGAGGACAUGCUGAGAUGUACUGGUGAUGAACUAGAGAUUUUAAACCAGCUUAUUACUAGCGACUAUGAGCUUCAGUGUUUCGUCACAUAA
This is a messenger RNA of Astyanax mexicanus (Mexican tetra), 2601 nucleotides long. RefSeq names its product protocadherin beta-15-like. The record is from RefSeq and is a predicted model, not a curated record. Gene Ontology annotation, cellular component: plasma membrane. Lineage: Eukaryota; Metazoa; Chordata; Actinopteri; Characiformes; Acestrorhamphidae. Gene Ontology annotation, biological process: homophilic cell-cell adhesion. Bases 148 to 2601 code for a protein of 817 amino acids. The transcript has 2 exons. Gene Ontology annotation, molecular function: calcium ion binding.